This is a messenger RNA of Chenopodium quinoa (quinoa), 1059 nucleotides long. RefSeq lists its product as uncharacterized. The coding region runs from base 1 to 1059 and encodes 352 amino acids. Lineage: Eukaryota; Viridiplantae; Streptophyta; Magnoliopsida; Caryophyllales; Amaranthaceae. The record is from RefSeq and is a predicted model, not a curated record. The transcript is spliced from 4 exons.
AUGCUGCCCACCGCCAAGACACCCGCAAGAAAGGCUUCAGAUAUCCACAAGGAGAAUCUGGAGAAAAAGCUUGCCGCUCAGGCGGCUAAAAAGGAUGGGGGUGUUAUUCCCCGCUCUCUGCAAAAACAGAUCAGGCCAAGGCCGUCUGUUGAAGAGCCUGCACUCAAGGUGCAGAAAAUCGCUUCUACCACCCGGGCUACUACCGGCGAUAACUCUCCACGCUGGCCGGACGCUGCUCAAUACGCCCGGGCCAUGCUGAAAGCCGUUCCCCAAGACGAGAAGGAGGCGAUUCCUGGAAUCAAUACCUUCAAUGCCGACCGGGUGAUGGUCAACCUGGCCGAUGCACUGCUCCGCGUUGAGGGGCUCAAGAAGGCCUACAUCUGCAAGCAGGAAGAGGUAAGAAGAGCCAAACGUUCUGCGGAUGACGCACAUAGUGUUGCUCACUAUUUCAUGAUAGUGCAUGACUUAGAAACUAAAGCUAUAAUCAUGCAACAGGCGGAUCAGGUCAAGUCCCUUCAACAGGCCCUCAAAGAGUCUAAGCUCAAAGUGGACAAUCUUCAGGCGGCCCUGGACAAUGCCAAAGACGAGCUCAAAAAGCAUGAGGAGCCCCUCAAGCGGCUCGACCAGGCGGAGAGGAGCAGCAAACGGCUGCAAUUAGAGAAUGACCGCCUGGUCAAGGAGGCUGCUGAUGCUCAGCGCAAUUUCCAGGCCACCCUUGAAGCUGAUCAGAGUCGACUCAUUGAGGAGAAUGAGCAGGACUGUAAAAACCGAAUGAAGAGGGCGUUCUCCAUUAUCCAUCCGGGUACAGACUACAACGACUGGGAGCUCGCUUACAAGUACGCAAAUCUUGCCAUUCUGGCUGAGGAGGAGGGCCAGUUGGGGCCUGGACCCUAUGAGCAAUGGGUUGAGGCGGAGUUCAGGCGGAUGCAGGAGGAGACGGCUGGCAACCAAGAGGCAGUCGAGGAUGAGGUUGCUCCCGGCUCCGUUCCCAACACCGACCCAACUCAUCCGGAAGGGAGUCAGGCUCAGGCUGACCAGGUGAUAGUGCAGCUAGAGUAG